Molecule: messenger RNA, 417 nt
Organism: Cucurbita moschata (crookneck pumpkin)
Lineage: Eukaryota; Viridiplantae; Streptophyta; Magnoliopsida; Cucurbitales; Cucurbitaceae
Product: pectinesterase inhibitor-like
Exons: 1
Coding region: 1-417 (138 amino acids)
Biological process (GO): negative regulation of catalytic activity
Molecular function (GO): pectinesterase inhibitor activity
Source: RefSeq, a predicted model, not a curated record
AUGCAUGCAGCUUUUCGAGACGAUGUCUUGAAAUCUGCUUGCACCAUAGACCUGAAAGGGCUAGCCACCUUCACCCUUGACCUCGCCCACAACAAAGCUGUUGAAACCCGUGCCCUUGCCCAAUCCUUGGCGUCCAAGGCUGCUGAUCCCAAGCUUAAGGAGCGCUAUGCUACCUGUGUUGAACUCUACGAUGAUGCCGUCGACCACAUCGAGGAUGGGAAGGACAACUUGGGGGAAGGUGACUACAUUGGCCUUAAUAUUAAGGCGUUUGCAGCCAUGACGGAGGCCAGCGACGGUCUCGACAACUUCACGCAGUCGCUGAAGGACCCAUCGGUGCUGCCUGCCAACGGGAAGGCUGUGGAAGAUAUUAGUUGCAUCAUCUUGGUUAUAGCCAAUCUUCUUCUUGGCCGUGCCUAA